[Candida] anglica is the source of this 4448-nucleotide messenger RNA. Lineage: Eukaryota; Fungi; Ascomycota; Pichiomycetes; Serinales; Debaryomycetaceae. The record is from the annotation of a GenBank genome assembly.
CUGAAUUUUGUAAGCCUUUUACUGAUACGGCAACUACCUAAUGGUGGCAAAAACGAAUUAAAAAUUUUCAAUACAUAAUCAUUGGUAUUUUCUGGCUGCAAAUAUAAAUGUGCAAACGAGCCAAUAGAAUAUUGAUUAUAGUAAUACAAAUACAUCUAAUAUACACUCACUCAUUAUAGUAUUACUUUAAAUGAGUGGUGUCGAAGAUUUUACUUCACUAGAAGCUGGUACUGAUUACCAGCCACAAAAACGUUUGUUAUCUAAAUUCAUUAAAGGUGAAUAUCCUAUUCCAACCGAGGAAGAACGUCAGCCGUACCCAUUUCCCAAUGCAUCCUUCUUUAGUAAGGUCUUUUUCUGGUGGGUUACUCCAGUUUUAAAAGUUGGUUAUAGUCGUACUUUAAGACCGGCUGAUCUCUAUUAUCUUACUGAUGAUAUUAAAAUUGAAAAAUUAACUGCUGACUUCAAUCAGGUAUUGGAUUCCCAAUUGGCUUCUGCCCGAGCUCAACAUGAAGCAGACCCUGAAAAUCAAGAUAAACCAUUUGAAUGGCCAAAAUACACCAUUGCUAAAGCUGUAAUCGCUACUUUUAAAUCUGAUCUUAUCAAAGCCCUGGUAUUUGCAUCCCUUGCUAUUAUCUUUAUGUCUCUUACCCCACUUUUAAUGAAACAACUUAUCAAGUUUGUACAAGAAAUUAGUGCUGGCGUGCCGGGAGUUCAUAUCGGUCAAGGGAUUGGUUAUGCCUUUGGAUGUAGUUUUGCCUUGGCUGUAACUGGAUUUUUAUUCAAUCAUUAUUUUUAUUUUGGGUUAUUGGUUGGUGUUAAAACGAAAACUGUUCUUAUUACUUCGGUUUUGGAUAAAUCUUUCAAACUCUCUGCUAAAUCUAGAAAAAGAUUCACUCCAGGAAAGAUCACUUCCCUUAUGGGUACAGAUCUUUCAAGAAUUGAAAUGAGUAUGGUAUUUCAACCUUUGUUAUUCAUUCUCCCAAUCUCUUUGGGCAUUGGUAUUGCCAUUCUUUUGAUCAAUAUUGGGGUUAGUUCCUUGAUUGGUUUGGCUGUUUUCCUCUUCUUUCUUGUCAUCAUUGGUGCCGGAACCGGUCAAAUGUACAAGUACAGAGACCAUGUUACUAAAUUAACUGAUAACAGAGUUGGGAUCAUCAAGGAAGUUUUGUCCAACUUGAAAAUGAUCAAGUUUUAUUCUUGGGAAGUUCCAUAUUUGAACAAAAUCAUCACUGCAAGAAGUAAAGAAAUCUCAACUAUUCUUAGAAUUCAAGCCGUUAGAAAUAUUAUCACUUCUGUUGCAUUGAGUUUGACCGGAAUUACUGCCAUGGUUUCAUUUUUGGUUCUUUUUGCCUUAAACGGAAAGACAAAGGACCCUGCCAGUGUUUUCAGUUCGGUUUCGACUUUUGAGAUAUUGGCAAUUUGUGUAUUCAUGUUACCAAUGUGUUUAACAAGUCUUGUAGAUCUCCUUAAUGCUUUCAAAAGAACUGAGAAAUUACUUUGUGCUGAAGAAGAAACUGAAAAUCCAAGAUUUAUAAAUAUUGAUACUUCUGGUCCAUUAGCUAUUGACAUUAAAAAUGCAACUUUCAUCUGGGAUACUGUUGGUAUUGAGGAAGAACCAGAUGAAGCUGACUUAAAGAAAAAGAAAAAGGAAGAAGCAAAGAAAUUGAAGGAAUUGAAAAAAUUAGCAAAGAAAAAUGGAACUAAAGUGGAAGACGAAAAGGUUGAAGAAAAGGCUACUAAGAAGUCUGGUACAGCUACUCCAGAUUCUAGUACAUUUCAAGGACUCUCAAAUAUUGAUCUCUCAGUUGCAAAGGGUGAAUUUGUUGUUAUUACUGGACUCAUUGGUUCAGGUAAAUCUUCGCUUCUUCAAGCUAUCUCUGGUACCAUGUUCUUAGAAUCAGGAUCUACCACAUUAGAUGGAUCAUACUUGAUGUGCGGUGAACCUUGGGUUCAAAAUGAAACCAUUAAGGAGAAUAUUUUGUUUGGAUCUGAAUAUCUGCAAAAAAAAUAUGAUGAAGUCAUAUACAGUUGUUCUCUUCAACAAGAUUUAGAAAUGUUGGAAGCUGGUGAUUAUACUGAAGUUGGGGAAAGAGGUAUCACUCUUUCUGGUGGACAGAAGGCAAGAAUUAAUUUGGCCAGAGCUGUUUAUUCCGAUUCGGAUAUCAUUUUACUUGAUGAUGUCUUAAGUGCGGUAGAUGCACGUGUCGGUAGACAUAUCAUGGCCAACUGUAUCUUGGGAUAUUUGAAAAAUAAGACCAGAAUUUUAGCCACACAUCAAUUAUCUUUAAUUCAGUAUGCUAAUAGAGUUGUUUAUGUCAAUGGGGAUGGUUCUAUUGAUGUUGGUACUGUUGAUGAAUUAAAAGAAAGAAACCCAGGUUUCCAAUCUUUGAUGAGUUACAAUAGUGUUGCUAUUUUAGAUGAAGAAGAUGAAGUUGAUGAUGCCGAUAUUGUUGAUCCUACUUUGGCUGAUAAAAUGGACGCCGUUGUUAAGACAUCCAGUGAAUCUGAUGAAUCUUUCAUUGAUCUUGAAAAGAAGGAUAUAUCUAAGGGGAAAAUGGUUACUGAAGAAGAGCGUGCAGUAAAUCGGAUGUCUCUUGAUGUAUACAUUCAAUACAUUCGUCAAGGUACAGCAAAAUUGUCAUUCCCUGGGUUCAUUAUAGUCUUCUGCCUCAGUGUGGCUUUGGGAACUUUCUGUGAUUUGUUUACAAAUACUUGGUUAUCCUUCUGGAUUUCUCAUAAGUUCCCUGGUAAAAGUGAUGGCUUUUACAUGGGAAUAUAUGCCAUGUUAACUUUCUGUACUGUGAUCUUUGUGACACUUGAAUUUUUUGUUUUGGUUACUGUUACUACAUCAUCCCUGAAAAACUUGAAUUUAAUGGCAGUUAAAAGGUUACUUCAUGCUCCAAUGUCGUUCCUUGAUGUCACCCCAACUGGUAGAAUUCUUAAUCGUUUCACAAAGGAUACCGAUGCCUUGGAUAACGAAAUUAAUGAACAAUUGAGAAUGAUGUUCUUUUCUUGUGGGAAAAUUAUUGGUAUAUUAGUGUUAUGUAUCAUUUACGUUCCAUGGGUUGCCAUUGCUGUUCCUCCACUUGCAUUCAUCUUCGUUUGUUUGGCUGAUUACUUCCAAUCUAGUACCAGAGAAAUUAAGCGUUUAGAAGCAGUUCAAAGAUCAUUUGUCUAUAAUAACUUUGCUGAGGCUCUUAAUGGUAUGACUACCAUCAAAGCAUACUAUUCUAAAUAUAGAUUCAUGGAUAAGAACUAUACCAGUAUUGAUAACAUGAAUGAAGCCACUAUACUCGUGUUUGCUAACCAACGUUGGCUUGCACUUAUGUUAGAAUUGAUGUUGUUUUUCUUCUCUCUUUUGGUUUCACUUUGUUGCGUGUUCCGUGUUUUCAAGAUUAAUGCUGCUUCUGCUGGUUUAAUUGUCAGUUAUGCGUUCAAUAUGGCUAAUGAAUUAUCUCAAUUCAUUAGAAUUGCCACUCAAGUGGAAAAUGAUAUGAACUCUGCUGAAAGAAUUUGUCAAUAUGCUUUCCAUAUGGAACAAGAGGCUGAUUUUUCUAUCCAAAACACUUGCCCUGACUCUUCUUGGCCACAACAUGGUGGAAUUACAUUUGAUAGAGUAAAUUUGAAAUAUAGAAAGGGAUUACCAAAUGUGUUGAAUAAUUUAACUUUUAAUGUUUCUCCAGGUGAGAAAAUUGGUAUUUGUGGUAGAACUGGUGCUGGUAAAUCUAGUAUAAUGACUGCGUUAUUUAGAUUGGCAGAAUUAGAUAGUGGGAAAAUUAGUAUUGAUGGGGUAGAUAUUAGUGAACUUGGACUUCAUGAUCUUCGUUCCAAACUUUCCAUUAUUCCACAAGAUCCUGUCUUGUUUAAUGGGACAAUUAGAAAGAAUUUGGACCCAUUUAAUGAAUAUCCAGAUGAUGAAAUCUGGAAGGUUUUGCUCCGUGCUGGUGUUCUCAAUGAGGAACAAUUAGCCGAAGCAAGACUUCAAACUUCAGGUGUUGCAGGCAAUGACAUUCAUAAAUUUCACCUUGAUCAAACAGUUGAAGAACAGGGUAGCAACUUCUCUCUUGGAGAAAGACAGUUAAUUUCAUUUGCUAGAGCUUUAUUACGAAACACCAAGAUUUUAGUUCUUGAUGAAGCUACCUCAUCUGUUGAUUAUGAUACUGAUGCUAAGAUUCAACAAACCAUUGUACGAGAAUUCAGUGACUGCACUAUCCUUUGUAUUGCUCACAGAUUGAAAACUAUCAUAAAUUAUGAUAAAAUUCUCACCCUUGAUAAGGGUAGUUUGGCUGAGUUUGACUCUCCAUGGAAUUUGUACAAUCAAAGAGGAAUCUUCUAUCAAAUUUGUGAAAAGGCAAGCAUUGAAGAGAGUGACUUUUUAAGAAAGUAAAGGAGCUGUAAAUUGCUUCAAAAAUAAAUAAAAAAAUAUAGAUUAAUAUGCCAUACUUUUAAUA